AUGUUCAGCCAUGGAUCCACCAUGAUGCUAGGAGAGGAAUCCGCCCCAGCAGCAGCCUGGAAAGCAGCAGGCGACGAAGCUCUCCGGCGCGGCAUAAAGAGAAUCGUGAUAAUGGGCGCCCACUGGGAGAGCCUCGGCGACGGCGUCGAAGUCAGCAUGAACCCCACCCCACAACUCCUCCCCGUCGGCGCCGUCCGCGACGACCGCUACCUGCCGUACAAAGUCACGCCGGACCUGCCCGGCGGAGAGAAGGUCCUCUCGCUCCUCCGCGCCGCCGGCAUCCCCGCGUCGCCCGCGCCAACGUUCGACUGGAUCCACGACACCUUCAUCAUCCUGAUCCGCAUGUUCCCGCACUGCGUCCCGCCGCCCACCGUCAUCGUGUCGGCGAACGCGCGGUGCGAUCCGCAUUUUCACACGCGCGUCGGCGCGGCGCUGCGGCCGCUGCGGGGGGAAGACACGUUGUUGAUCGGGAGUGGUGGGACGGUGCAUAACUUGUACCGCAACCAUUGGUUGGAUAUGUUUCGGUUCUAUGACAACUUUGCACAGCCCGUGCCGCCGGCGCCGUGGGCGCUCGAGUUCCGGCAGGCGUUGGAGGAUGCGGUGCUGAAGCAGAGGGGCCCGGAGCUGAGGAGGGCGAUGACGAGGUUGAUGAAGCAUCCGAGGUAUAGGGAUGCGCAUGGGACGGAUGAUCAUUAUAUGGCGAAUUUGUUUGUAGCGGGGGCGGCGGGGGCGCCGGAGGAUGUGGGGCCGAAUACAAGGCUGGCGGAGUGUUGGGAGCUGGUGAAUAUGUGUAAUACUCAGUUCCAGCUUGGGGCGUGGGAGUAG
Molecule: messenger RNA, 825 nt
Organism: Lasiodiplodia theobromae
Lineage: Eukaryota; Fungi; Ascomycota; Dothideomycetes; Botryosphaeriales; Botryosphaeriaceae
Product: Aromatic ring-opening dioxygenase family protein
Exons: 2
Coding region: 1-825 (274 amino acids)
Molecular function (GO): zinc ion binding; ferrous iron binding; oxidoreductase activity, acting on single donors with incorporation of molecular oxygen
Source: RefSeq, a predicted model, not a curated record